AUGGGUUCUGUGAUGUUGGACUGGAGGUUAUCAUGUCUUCUUCUGCACGCAGCUGUUUUGCUGCUGCUCAGCAAGGGGGAGAGGAUGUGCCCUGCGAGUUGUCGCUGCGAAGGAAAGAUUGUUUAUUGCGAAUCUGGCAUCUUCCAAGACAUCCCAGAAAACAUCACCACAGGAUGCCAAGGUCUGUCUCUGCGCUACAACAACCUGCUGGUUCUGUUGCCGUACCAAUUCGCUCAUCUCAAUCAGCUCAUCUGGCUUUACUUGGACCACAACUCCAUCAAUGCUAUAGAUGCUUUAGCCUUCCACGGUGUGCGCAGACUCAAGGAACUCAUCCUCAGUUCCAACAAAAUAACCCAUCUGCACAACAAAACAUUCAGAGCCAUACCAAACCUGCGAAAUCUGGACUUGUCAUACAAUCAGUUGCAGUCUCUGCAGCCAGGACAUUUUUAUGGUUUGCGCAAGCUGCAAAAUCUCCACCUUCGAUCUAAUGGCCUGAAACAGAUCCUUAUCCGUACCUUUCUGGAGUGCCGCAGCCUGGAGUUUCUGGACUUGGGUUACAAUCGCUUGCGGAGCCUCACCCGCACAACCUUCUUAGGGCUGUUCAAGUUGAAAGAGCUUCAUUUAGAGCACAAUCAAUUUUCCAGGAUUAAUUUCUUUAUUUUCGUGCGUCUUACCAACCUCCAGGCUCUUUAUUUACAGUGGAACCGCAUACGAUCCAUCAAUCAAGGCAUGACCUGGACCUGGCACAAACUACAGAAAUUGGACGUGUCAGGGAAUGAAAUCCAAAUCUUGGACCCAGUGGUUUUCCAGUGUAUGCCGAACUUACAAAUACUCAACCUUGAAUCGAACAAGCUCAGCAGUGUGCCUGUGGAAGCUGUGGCAGCGUGGACUUCACUAACCAGCAUCAGCUUGGCAGGUAAUGCCUGGGACUGCACCCCCGGCAUCUGCCCUCUCAUGGGGUGGCUCAAAAACUUCAGAGACUCCAAAGACAUCAGUAUGAUAUGCAGCAGUCCAAAGUCUGUGCAGGGCGAAAGAGUUGUGGAUGUAGUGAGGAAUCACUCAACAUGUGCGGAUGUGUCAUUUGUGUUCUCAACCACUGCUCUCAUCAUUCUGACGUCCUCCCAAGCUGUGAACAUCACAACACACCUCUCUCCCUCUGGUGUUACAGACCUGGUUCGUACUGAAUCACCUGUACAGAGACUAAACACGUUGCCUGUCCGCCCUAGUGGGACAGAUAGAACAACAACAGAGUCCACAACCAUGAGCUCCACAUCAGCCAUCUCCCUUGAACCCCCUACAUCGUUUAUCCCAGAGCUACAAUUUGAACACAUGGCUUUCCAUAAAAUCAUUGCAGGCAGUGUAGCCCUGUUCCUGUCAGUGUCAUUGAUCCUUCUGGUUAUUUAUGUGUCGUGGAGGCGCUACCCCAACACCAUGAGGCAGCUGCAGCAGCACUCAGUCAACCAUAAGCGCAGGAAAAAGGCCCGCAAGCAGGAGCAGGACCUUAACUCUCAGUUGCAAGAGUACUAUCUGAGCUACCAUUCAAAUUCAGAAACAAUGGACUCUUUGGUGAAUGAGACAAGGCCGUGCACAUGCACCAUAUCGGGAUCCAUAGAAUGUGAAGUCUGAACUGCCCACUUCACCUAAAGAGACCAAAACUGCAAUUGCUAAGCAGAGGUAAAUGGUUUUUCCAUGAGAUUAAGUGGUUUUGUCUCUAAAAUGAGAUGAUAGAUUCUGCAGCAGUGAAGGAAAAACUUGAGGGCAUAGUACAAUAUAAUUAUGUGCACAGGAAAGAAGACAGGAAUGGAGAGAUAUAUUUGGAGCUAAUUAUCACCCUGACUGACAUGAGAACAGUGGCAGAUUCAGCCAGGUUAGCAGUGUACGAUCUAACGUAAGGACUGGACCACUGACACAGUAGAAGCCAGCUCUGUAGAGAGACUGACCUUAUUCUUAGUCAAACUAUAUCGCCAUAGAACAUAUGAACCUUCAAAGCCACUUUUUAAUCUGCUAGUUUUGAUUUUUUUUUUAUUAUUUAUUUAGGAUAAAUGUGUGCAAUGUUGAGUGUAUGCGCGUGUGUGAGUGCGUUAUGGGGAUGAGCUGGCAAUCUCCUGGUUUACUGACUUGUGGUUGGAAGGGUUACAGUGUGGCACCUUUUCCUCACAGAUACUAUUUGUCCAGUUAAAUUGUUUUGCAUUUGGCGCACUAGAGCAGCAAUUAGAAGUAGCAGUACCACUAAAAUGGAGGAUCAAUUGUAGAGAGAGCAUCUUGUCCUGAGAUCUUUUGCAUGAAUUCAUUCUCUUAACUUAGGAUUCCUCUCUCUCAUAUUAAACAAUCAGCUCUAAUUGAUGAUAAAGUAUGCAUUUCAUUGUGGUACUAGCCAAACAAGGGAACCCUAUUUAAAACUCACGAGUCUAAUCUCAGGACUGAUAUUUUCCAAGAUGUAAAAAUCUGCCAGGUCCACUGAAGGCCUUGAUGUGUCAAAAGUAAUGAUGUUGGUUUUCAUAAAGAAUUUUGUAUUGAUUAUUCCUAUCAUUAUGAUUAUGCAUUGUUUGUGUAAAGACAUGACAAUAUGGGUACUAGGCAUUCUAUGUGAUAAUGACUGUAUAAUUAAACGAAACACUGACAAUUGAUGGACAAUUGUGUGUAUGCUGAGAAUAUCAAUGACUGGUGCAUCACAUUGAGAGAGGAAAAACCUUUCUCUAAAUCCAUGCAUUGUGCUCUUGAUGUUAUACAUUUCAUUGGA
Micropterus salmoides (largemouth bass) is the source of this 2740-nucleotide messenger RNA. It is a transcript of the gene lrrtm4l2, whose product is annotated as leucine rich repeat transmembrane neuronal 4 like 2. Lineage: Eukaryota; Metazoa; Chordata; Actinopteri; Centrarchiformes; Centrarchidae. The record is from RefSeq and is a predicted model, not a curated record. The coding region runs from base 1 to 1626 and encodes 541 amino acids. The transcript is spliced from 2 exons. Gene Ontology annotation, molecular function: protein binding.